Molecule: messenger RNA, 2865 nt
Organism: Anguilla rostrata (American eel)
Lineage: Eukaryota; Metazoa; Chordata; Actinopteri; Anguilliformes; Anguillidae
Product: solute carrier family 2, facilitated glucose transporter member 4-like
Exons: 11
Coding region: 424-1956 (510 amino acids)
Biological process (GO): monosaccharide transmembrane transport
Cellular component (GO): perinuclear region of cytoplasm; membrane; endomembrane system
Molecular function (GO): hexose transmembrane transporter activity
Source: RefSeq, a predicted model, not a curated record
GAGUGGUUUGAUACCCUGUAGAGCAAUUCCAUGCCUCCUCCCCCUCUCUCUCCCCCUCCUUUAAAAAAUAACGAGAGGUGUGCGAGUGUGUAUUUUUGUGUCAUUCUAUCCAGACCGAACAGACACAGCCUACUAUAAACUUAAAAGUGGACAGUGUAAACGGAAAGGUUAUAACAGUGCUACUCAAGCGCCUUCGCUGGUUCGGAUUUAAAACCCGAGGGAGGCGUCCUCUCAGUUUGGGUUCAAGUUAUUUUUUCCAUGGUAUUGGAUUGUAUUUUACCAUCCAUUGUAAGUGAAAUUUGUCCAGCACUUUUUCCACUUGGACUUGUCAACUGGGUAGAGAAAGCCUUGCCCAUUGGAGACAGGGAGAACGAGACACUUUAAAAGCAAAGACUGAGUCAAGUGUCUCGUCCUGUCAAAGCCAUGCCGGCUGGGUUUCAGCAACUCGGAGCGGAGAGAGUGACUGGAACCCUUGCCCUUUCUGUGUUCACUGCGGUUUUGGGGUCCCUUGAAUUUGGGUACAAUAUUGGUGUCAUCAAUGCACCCCAAAAGAUUAUUGAAAAGGACUACAAUGCUACAUGGAUCCACCGUUACAAGGAACCCAUACCCAUUACUACCCUCACUUCCCUAUGGUCCCUAUCAGUGGCCAUCUUCUCCGUCGGGGGCAUGAUGUCUUCAUUUUGCUUGGGGUUCGUCUCUGAGUGGCUUGGCAGGAGGAAAGCCAUGCUCAUUAAUAACCUGCUGGCAUUCAUUGGUGGAGCCAUGAUGGGCAUGGCUAAGCUCUGCCUCUCAUUUGAGAUGAUGAUUUUAGGCCGUUUCAUCAUCGGUGCAUAUUGUGGGUUGGCGUCAGGGCUGGUACCCAUGUAUGUGGGUGAAAUUGCACCCACCAGUCUGCGAGGGGCACUGGGGACUCUGCAUCAGCUGGCCAUUGUUACUGGGAUAUUAUUUGCCCAGAUCCUGGGGCUGGAGUCCUUACUGGGCAGUGAAACACUGUGGCCAGUGCUCAUGGGAGUGACAGUACUACCCACUGUCCUGCAGAUGGCGCUCCUGCCCUUCUGCCCAGAGAGCCCACGCUAUCUCUAUAUCAUCCGCUGCCAGGAACACCAUGCCAAGAGUGGCCUCCGGCGGCUGACAGGGAUGCAGGAUGUGAGCAGCGCCCUUGCAGAAAUGAAAGAGGAAAAGAGGAGGAUGGACAUGGAGAGGAAAGUGUCCAUCGCAGAGAUCUUUCGCUCACCGCUCUACCGACAGCCAAUCAUCAUUGCCAUCCUUCUCCAGCUCUCACAACAGCUGACCGGGAUCAAUGCUAUAUUCUACUACUCCACCAGCAUCUUCCAGAAGGCAGGGGUGCAGAACCCAGUCUAUGCCACCAUCGGCGCUGGAACGGUCAACUGUGCCUUCACAGUGGUCUCGCUUUUUCUGGUGGAGAAGAUGGGUCGUCGAACACUUCACAUGCUGGGAUUGGGUGGCAUGUGUUUGUGUGCCAUCAUCAUGACCGUGGCUCUUGCUCUCUUGGAAAGCGUGCCGUCAAUGAAAUAUAUCAGCAUGCUGGCCAUCUUCGGCUUUGUGGCAUUCUUUGAAGUGGGCCCAGGGCCCAUCCCCUGGUUCUUUGUGGCCGAGCUUUUCUCCCAGGGUCCACGGCCAGCCGCUAUGGCUGUUGCUGGCUGUUCCAACUGGACCGCCAACUUCAUUAUCGGCAUGAGCUUCCAGUACAUCGCUGAUCUUUGUGGCCCAUAUGUCUUCCUCAUCUUUGCAGUUCUCCUCCUCUUCUUCCUUCUUUUCACAUUCUUCCGAGUGCCUGAGACACGGGGAAAGACCUUUGACCAGAUCUCUGCAGGCUUCCAACGUCGCCCAGUCAGCAUGAUGGACCUGGACAUGGGCAUGGACAUGGACAUGGACAUGGACCUGGACAAGACCAGCACAGAGCUGGAGUACUUGGGGGAGGGAAGUCUGAACUGAGAUAUAGGGGUUGGGGAGGGGGGGGACAAGCUUCAGCUAGAGGGACGGGAGAGAAAAAGAUGGGAUUGGAUGCCUGCUAUGAAGCGAGAAAAUCUAAAGCAAGUCAACGGGUGGGAGAGAACUCAACACCAUUUUUGGUGUGUAGUGGCAGUAAGGGAUGUGGAAGAAAGGAACGGGAGACAUUUUACAAGGCUAGCCAUGAAUGAAGUAAAAGGUGUGGGCUGGGAUUUUACUCUAAGAAUGCACACGGUUGCUUAGGAGAAAAUUAUAUUCCUGCACUUUAACCUACACACUGCAGAUUUUAUUUCUCAGAAAUGGAAGCUGCUCACAAGCACAGUUACUGACAAGUAAACUAUUUCCAUACAGUGAACACAGCGCUCUAUCCUGGGGAUUAUUCAUUGUCCUAAAAGUGGUAAUGUUCUAUGUCUUUUUGGCCAGCAGAGACCAUCCAAGCACAGUUUAAACUCUGAGGGGCUGCCACACAGGACACAUCCCUUGGAAUAUGAUUGACUGGACCUCUCUGUAUGACAGAUAUCAAUGGGAUUACUCUUGCUGCUCAAUAGACAGUGUAUUAUUAAAACAAAUUGUUUUAGUACAUGAUGUAUAUAGUGUUUUUAAGGUUAUUUUGUUCUGGUAAAGGGUCUCCAAAAAGUUAAUGCACUCAAUUGUACAAGUAGACCUAGUUUCUAUCUGAACAACCCCAAAAUAAGCACCAUCGAUUUUAAGGUUUAAAUAGAUGUAUGAAAGCUAUACAGAUAUUGUAGGGUUUGCUGAUGUUUGCCAAUUUAAGCAUGUAUGCCGUUUGAUGUCCAAUCUGUACUGAUCUGUGUGUCUGUGGCAAUUUGUUACAAAACAAAAACUGUAAAACAUGAGGACCUGCAAUUCAUAUAAAGUCAUAAUUAAUGAAAA